Molecule: messenger RNA, 1684 nt
Organism: Danio rerio (zebrafish)
Lineage: Eukaryota; Metazoa; Chordata; Actinopteri; Cypriniformes; Danionidae
Source: RefSeq, a predicted model, not a curated record
AAAGUAGGAACUAUGUAUCCGUGAUAUUUCCAAAAUAUUUAUCAUAAAAAACGAAUAAUCUAUCACUUUUCUUGUUAUUAACUAAUCUAAGAGAUUUAAUAAAAUCAUAAAUUUCUAUUAAAAAUUGUGACGUAUUUUAACAUACCUCUUUACCGUGUCGCGUUGGGUUUGGUGUGAUUAAAAGUUCUGGAAGCUUACAAUAAUACUGUACUGCCUCCGCCUACUGGACGCAUCAGGAACAACAGUGGUGCAAACCUGCUCGGGUCGUAGAUCUGCCUGAAUCCAAGUCUGCAGUCUCCCCCACCUCUGUAAUAGUAAGUGGCAAAAAGACUUUUAUUUUGGCGUGGAGGGUGUAACGUCAUAAGGCUGCGCCACUCCUGCGCUGUGAACCGGAGAGAGGUUUGUGUUUUGAAACUACUGCGUAGAUGUAAACCGAUUGAUUCAAGUUUCAGGAUAAAGUGUCCAAACACAGAGAAAACUCCUGCUGAAGCGACUGAUCUCCACACUGUUAUAAAGAUGGCGUUUAUUAAAGUGGAGAGUGAAGACCUGAGGAUUGAGGACACAUUCACUGUUGAACAUGAAGAUCCGCAGGAACAAACAGACCUGAUGGUGCCGAAAGAAGAGACUCAUGAACUGAAUGAAAGGAUAGAGAAACACCAAGACAUAACGACUGCUGAAAUACCCCCACUGACUAAGAAGAAACGCGGAAGACCUCGGAAGUCCAAAUCCGAGUGUAUUUUCACUUGUCAUCAAUGCGGAACCACUUUCAAUCGAAAACACAACCUUAAAGUCCACAUGAGAGUUCACACGGGGGAGAAACCUUACACCUGUGAGCAGUGCGGGAAGAGUUUUGCCAAAGCUCACGUGUUUAAUGGCCACAUGAAAAUUCACACUGGAGAGAGGCCGCACACAUGCCAACAUUGUGGGAAAGGCUUCUAUCGCACAGGGAACUUUGCAAUUCACAUGAGACUUCACACUGGGGAGAAGCCUUACGUAUGCACAGAGUGCAGUAGAGGUUUCAUAUGCAAGAGCACACUCAAAUACCACAUGAUAAGUCACGCCAAAAAGAAGCCGUUUCCAUGCGAGCAGUGUGGAAAGAGCUUCACAACCAAAUCUAGCUUCAUGAACCACAUGAAUUAUCACACUGGAACCAUAGUGUUUACAUGUGAUCAGUGCGGAAAGAGUCUCGCACGCAAAGACUCCAUUAAGCAACACAUGAAGAAUCACUCAAGAGAGCAACGAUUUAGAUGCAGUGAGUGUGGAAAGGACUUUAAACAUAAACGAAGCCUCGGCACCCACAUGAAGCUUCACAAUGGAGAGCAGAGUCCUCAAAAUUGAGGCCUUGUCGACACAAACACAGGUAAAUUCAAAGCGGUAGCUUGUUCGUGUCCUUUGGCUGUUCAUUCACAAAGUUACUGAAAAUGAAAGGGGGGAAUGAAUGAGGGGGAAGAUUUUAGUAACUGUUUAAUAGUGUAGAUCAGGGCUCCCAGCCCAGUACCAGGUUGUGAGAGUUGCUACUGGGCUGCAAGAGCACAUAAUAACCCUAUAUGUGCUCUAUAAUAACUUUAUUAGUGAUGGGAAGUUCGGAUCAUUUUACUGACUCGGAUCUGUGAGUCUCGUUCAUCAAGAUGAACGAAUCUUUUUUCAAGUAAUUUCGUUCAUUUGGUUCAAUUUGCCAAAAUAU